AUGGAGGUCGACCAGCCUGACGUUGAUCAUGCUGAACAAUUGGAGACAGUAGACGUGCAGCCUGAGCUCGAGGAGGACCUAAUCAAGCUCGCGGAGAAGGUCAAGGAAAAGGGCAAUACCGCUUUCAGAUCGAAGCGAUUUACGGAUGCCAUAGAAUCAUAUUCUAGGGCUAUCGUGUUAAAUCCCGCAGAGCCGACGUAUCUCACAAAUCGAGCUGCGGCCUACAUGGCCCUGAAGAAAUUCAAGCUUGCUCUCUCGGACUGCCAACAAGCGGCCAAUCUUCAAUCAGAAUCUCCGUCAGCGAAGACACUGAUCCGUCUAGCUCGUUGUCAGCUAUCCACUGGGUCGACAACACCAGCUCUGUCGACUCUUCGCGCUGUGCUUGAUCUCGAGCCUAACAAUACGGCAGCGUUGCAACUGCAAAAGAAGGUUCUCGAACUGGAGGCGCAUCUACGGAACUUUCAGGGCGCAAAGAGCAGGCAGGACUGGGCGAUGGCGCGGCUUGCGCUGGACAAGUGCGUGCAGGCCAUCGAAGCGGAAGGAGGAGAUAUACCAAUACAGUGGAAAUUGGGACGAAUUGAGCUUGAGCUGGCACGGAAAAACUGGGAUGCGGCUGGCGUCGCGGCCAGUGAAGCACUGCGCCUGGAGCCCACCUCACCAGAUGUACUGGCCCUCCGAGGGUUGGUCCUCUUCCUGACUGCAAAGACCGCGCAGGCACUACAGCAUGUGCAGUCUGCUCUGCGUCUGGACCCCGGACACGAAGUCGCUCAACGAUUACGGAAGCGGAUUAAGGACGUUGAACGAUUGAAGGAGGAGGGCAACGUUGCCUUCAAGGCCGGCCGCUUGCAGGAAGCCACCGAAAGGUAUUCCGAGGCGCUUGAUCGCAUCGGUGAGGAGGAUAAGGAAGGGAACGGUGGACAGAUCCGCGCUAUCCUCCUGUCGAACCGCGCCACGACACUAGUGAAGCUCGAGCAAUACGAAGAGGCUCUUCAAGACACCGAAGAAUCUCUUCGCUUAUACCCUGCAUCGUUCAAAGCGCUCCGUACGCGCGCUCGCAUCAAUUUGCAUUUGGAAAAAUACGACACCGCGAUAGCCGACUUCAAGUCGGCCAUCGAGCAGGCCGAGUUCGAAGGCAACGAUGCGGACGUGAAAGCAUUGCGGUCUGAGCUCAAGAAGGCCGAGCUGGCGCUCAAACGGAGCAAAUCAAAGGACUACUACAAAAUCCUCGGUGUUUCGAAGGAAGCGACGGAGGUGGAGAUUAAGAAGGCCUACAGGCGGGAGAGUCUCAAGCACCAUCCAGACAAGGGCGGUGAAGAGGAGAAGUUCAAGCUCGUCGUUGAGGCACACUCUGUGCUGUCGGAUCCGCACCGCCGGCAGCGUUACGACAUGGGCGAUGACGAAGAUGUGAUGGACUCGAUGGGCGGUAUGAACGGCAUGCACGGCAUGGACCUGAACGAUAUCUUUGCGCAGUUUGGCGGUGGAGGAUUUGCUUUCAGAAGCGGUGGCGGUGGGUUCAGCAGCAAUUAUAGCGGAGGGUACGGACAGUAUGGGUUUUGA
This is a messenger RNA of Laetiporus sulphureus 93-53, 1557 nucleotides long. RefSeq names its product DnaJ-domain-containing protein. Gene Ontology annotation, molecular function: protein binding. The record is from RefSeq and is a predicted model, not a curated record. The transcript has 7 exons. NCBI's taxonomy places the organism in Eukaryota, Fungi, Basidiomycota, Agaricomycetes, Polyporales, Laetiporaceae. The coding region runs from base 1 to 1557 and encodes 518 amino acids.